AUGUCUCAAGUCCAACUUACUCAACUGGCUACUCAGCCAACGACUCAGCCAACUCAGCCAACUACCCACCCAAUGACUCAGCCAACUAACCAGCCAACGACUCAGCCAAUGCAACCGACAACACAAGGUGUUCAAGCCGCUCCCUCCAUGAUCCAGACUCAAGUGAGCGGCCACUGCACCGGACGCCAACGGGGUUCGCAGGGUUACAGCGGGGAAGACUGUAUGGCUAUUGUCAACUGCGUCAAGAGAAUCCUGCCGCUAGGGAGCAACGACUGGAACCACGUCCAUGAGUUGUACGAGCAAUAUGUGGUUCAAAACAACCGCCUCCUGUGUGAUCCGUAUCCCAUCAAGACAAAGUUCAAGGCGAUGGUCGCCUUGAGAAAGCCCACUGGCAAUCCCAAUUGCCCAGUUUGGAUUCGGGAGGCUAAACAUGCAAACCUCAUGAUCAAGGAUCGCGCUAAGACUUUGGCCUUUGUCGACAACAAAGAUGAGGAGUUGGAUAGUGCUGAUGAGAGAAAUGGCGUAGGGAACCCGGUGCCCCUCUUACCUGUAGACCCUGGGUCGCAGUCGCAGUCAACUCUCAUUUCCGGGUGGAGUGCUACUCAGAGCCAACUCCCCGAUAAUCCGAUCGAUGUGGACGACGACCCCAAUGACAAGUCGCUCUGCAAGUACGGCAACAUCGCGCAAUCCUCGGGAAAUGCUUCAAUGGGUGCAACCCAAGGUCUAACGUCGGCUGCAACACCGGGCGGGCCUCUUGGAGCGGGUCCAGUUGAUCGUUGUAAAGCUCAAAAGUGUUUGUGA
Messenger RNA from Puccinia graminis f. sp. tritici CRL 75-36-700-3, 801 nucleotides. RefSeq lists its product as uncharacterized. The transcript is spliced from 2 exons. Lineage: Eukaryota; Fungi; Basidiomycota; Pucciniomycetes; Pucciniales; Pucciniaceae. Bases 1 to 801 code for a protein of 266 amino acids. The record is from RefSeq and is a predicted model, not a curated record.